AUGACGCCGCAUCAGAUCAUCCUGCUGUGCUCCCUGGCUUUGCCGGCUUGGGCUGGAAUCACCGUGCCAGUGCACGAGCGUCAGUGCGAUGGGGCGGCAUGGGUAUGCCGAAUCGUCUGCAGUCAAGGUAUGCUCGGAGGCAAAGGCCAGAAAGCAAACUGGUGCGUCGCGAAGCAUUGCACCAGGCAAAAAGCCGUUGCCGAGAGCAUGAUUGCGGCCGGCCAGGACUAUUGCUCCAAGAACACUUGCUUCAUCCAGGAGACCGAAGCGAUCGGCUUGUUGCAGAGGCCCCAGCAAGGCCGACUUGCUUUAACCCAAGUCAAUGCCACGACCGAUUGCCUUGACGAGAAAGCAGUCUGUGGCAAGUUCUGCGAUGGACUGAACUCGCCCAAAGACUUCUGCAUGCCCAAGUGCUUGGACAAUGUGCAUGCCAUCGCAGAUGCCAUGAAGGAGUACUGUGAUGAAUGUGGUUCGCCACCGGACUACAAGACCACCACAGAGAAGGAGUACAAGACGACCACCGAGCCCACGACGACCACCGAAGAGCCAACCACGACCACCACCGAAGAGCCCACCACGACCACCACCGAGGAGCCCACGACGACCACCGAAGAGCCCACCACGACAGAGAAGGAGUACAAGACCACGACCGAGGAAGAAGACACCACGACACCCGUGUAUCCUCCCAAGAAAGACGACGAUGACGACAAUGACGACAAGAAGGAUGACAAGGACAGUCGCCGGCGCCGACGGCCCCGCGAUGGUCGCCGCCGCAAGGAUGACGAUGGCAAGAAGGAUGACGACAAGGAUGGUCGCCGUGGCCGCAAGGACGACGACAAGGAUGGUCGCCGUGGCCGCAAGGAUGACGAUGGCAAGAAGGACGACGACAAGGAUGGUCGCCGUGGCCGCAAGGAUGACGAUGGCAAGAAGGAUGAUGACAAGGAUGGAGGUCGCCGCCGCCGCAAGGAUGACGAUGGCAAGAAGGAUGACGACAAGGAUGGAGGUCGUCGCAGCCGCAAGGAUGACGAUGGCAAGAAGGACGACGAUAAGGAUGGUCGCCGUGGCCGCAAGGAUGACGAUGGCAAGAAGGAUGAUGACAAGGAUGGUCGUCGUAGCCGCAAGGAUGACGAUGGAAAAAAGGAUGACGACAAGGAUGGUCGUCGCAGCCGCAAGGAUGACGAUGGCAAGAAGGACGACGACAAGGAUGGUCGCCGUGGCCGCAAGGAUGACGAUGGCAAGAAGGAUGACGACAAGGAUGGUGGUCGCCGCCGCCGCAAGGAUGACGAUGGAAAGAAGGACGACGACAAGGAUGGUGGUCGCCGCCGCCGCAAGGAUGACGAUGGCAAGAAGGAUGACGACAAGGAUGGUGGUCGCCGCCGCCGCAAGGAUGACGAUGGCAAGAAGGAUGACGACAAGGAUGGUGGUCGCCGCCGCCGCAAGGAUGACGAUGGCAAGAAGGAUGACGACAAGGAUGGUGGUCGCCGCCGCCGCAAGGAUGACGAUGGCAAGAAGGAUGAUGACAAGGAUGGUGGUCGCCGCCGCCGCAAGGAUGACGAUGGCAAGAAGGAUGACGACAAGGAUGGAGGUCGCCGCCGCCGCAAGGAUGACGAUGGCAAGAAGGAUGACGACAAGGACGGGGGUCGCCGCCGCCGCAAGGAUGACGAUGGUCAUCCCUAUCCUCGCCGUCGGUAG
This is a messenger RNA of Symbiodinium sp. CCMP2592, 1692 nucleotides long. The record is from the annotation of a GenBank genome assembly. NCBI's taxonomy places the organism in Eukaryota, Dinophyceae, Suessiales, Symbiodiniaceae.